AUGAUCUCACGCUUGCUUCUGUUGCUCGGUGUUGCCGCCGCUUCGAUAAGCUUUGCGAGGGCUGAUACUAUCGACCACGACAAGGUGCAGCCGUUCGCGCAGCCCGAGCCAUUCAAGCUGAGUCUCCAGAUCGUCACUGGGUGCCACCCGUACCCUGCCGUCAACGCCGCGGGCGAGACGAGUGGCGGGCUGAAAGGGACAGGGGAGAAUGACGAAGACUGCACGGGGUCAACACUCGGCUCUCAAGUGUACGGCCGAGCCGUUUGGUACGAGGACCUUUGGGCUAUCAUGUACGCGGUGGCUUACUAUGACAUUUUAAAGGAGGGCCCACCCAAGUGUUAUUACUACCGCUGGGGGCGGCAGAGUUGUGAAGUGCCUUUCGUCGAGCACAUCAACGGAACGACUGUCAUGCUCUCAUACGAACGUUACUUUGAUGGAACCAUCGGCGAUUUCCAAAUCCUGCGGCCGACUACGCGCAAGGUUACCGGUGAGUUCCAAGACCUCAUCAUGUGGGAGCAGUUGACGGAGGAGGCGUGCACUGCUCUGAGCAAUACCGACUUUGGGGAGAAAUCGCCGGUCCCGUUCAUCGAUGCCAACUUCAACAAAACUCUCGACAUGGCUCGCCCGAUCUUUUGA
This is a messenger RNA of Phytophthora sojae, 636 nucleotides long. Its product is annotated as necrosis inducing-like protein NPP1 type. Bases 1 to 636 code for a protein of 211 amino acids. The transcript has 2 exons. The record is from RefSeq and is a predicted model, not a curated record. Lineage: Eukaryota; Oomycota; Peronosporomycetes; Peronosporales; Peronosporaceae.